ACUCCUCUCCUCUAUAAACUUGACUACCCACCCUCAUCACUCCUCUGCAUUCAAUAACUUGCUGCUGAGCGACAGAAACCAAAACAAAAAAAAGAAAAAGAAACAGAAUAAUGGCAACAACUACACCAGAAAAAUCCCUCCCCAUCCCUCCCCUCAAAACCCACAAACUCUUCUUCCUCUCCCAGAUUUCCCUCAGGCUCUUCGCCGCCGCCGCCACUCUCGCCGCCGCAUGGAUCAUGCUCACCGCCAAACAAUCCUCCGUCGUCUUCGGCAUCCAAGUCGACGCCCGCUACUCCUACUCCCCCACUUUCAAGUUUUUCGCGUACACGAAUCUCAUCGUGUGCGCCCUGACGAUCCUGUCGCUGUUCUUCGCCUACAUCGGCAACAAGGCCGUGGAUCCGGCUUACCACUUCUACAUUUUCCUGCAUGAUUUGAUGGUGACGAUGCUGCUGAUGGCGGCGUGCGCGGCAGCGACUGCGGUGGGGUACGUGGGGAAGUACGGCAACAGCCACGCUGGAUGGGUGGCGAUCUGCGGCUACUUUGGAAAAUUCUGCCACAAGGCUACUGCUGCUUCGUCCAUUUCGUAUUUGGCUCUUGUUGUGUACCUCAUUCUCACUGUCCUCUCUGCCAACAAGGCUCGCCAUAUCGUCGUUUGAUUGAACCUAUGUAUGUAUGUAUGUAUUUGCAAAUUUAAGUUUAUUUAGGAGAUGAUUUCAACAUAUAUUAUACUACUAGGUCCUAGGAGUACUUAUUAAGAUAUGAAGUAUAUGUAGUUUGUUAUGUUAAUGCUAAGUAGUGUUUGUUUUGACUCUGAAGAAACAUGAGAAUGAAUUAUUUGCCAUAGAA
Salvia hispanica is the source of this 846-nucleotide messenger RNA. RefSeq names its product CASP-like protein 1F1. The record is from RefSeq and is a predicted model, not a curated record. NCBI's taxonomy places the organism in Eukaryota, Viridiplantae, Streptophyta, Magnoliopsida, Lamiales, Lamiaceae.